Centruroides sculpturatus (bark scorpion) is the source of this 3258-nucleotide messenger RNA. Its product is annotated as F-box only protein 30-like. The record is from RefSeq and is a predicted model, not a curated record. The coding region runs from base 248 to 1738 and encodes 496 amino acids. Gene Ontology annotation, molecular function: zinc ion binding; ubiquitin protein ligase activity; protein binding. NCBI's taxonomy places the organism in Eukaryota, Metazoa, Arthropoda, Arachnida, Scorpiones, Buthidae. The transcript is spliced from 9 exons.
GCGCUUAGGAGAAUUCAUUGAAUUUUCGUGACAAAGCUGUCUGUUCAAGUUUUCUGUAUAUAAUAAAAUACAAGGGAAGCGGCACUUCCACCGCUUCCAAAGAUGGCACACCACUGCUGAAUACUGAAAACAGAUAACACAAAAUGUUUUGUGAAAUUGCCUAUUUAAACUCUAAUUUAUGACAAAACUACUUUGUUAUUCCUUAUUGCUUAUCACUGAAGUUGGAAUAGAUUUUAAAGAAUAGAAAAUGAAAGAAGGAACAGAAAUACAUCCACAUUGCAAAGAUUGUAUUAAAAUCUGGAAAUGUACUGUUCAACCCAAGGAAGGUGAAAGCUGUAAAAUCAUAUCAUGUGAUUUUAAUUGUGGAGCAAGAUUUCAUUUAUGCAAAACAGAGGAACAUCAACUUUUGUGUUUAAAUGAAAAGGUACCCUGUAUCAAUGUACUUAAUGGAUGUCCUGCCAAAAUGUUGCGAAAGUACUUAGGUACUCAUUUAGCUACCUGUCCAGCAAGUGUAAUCCACUGUAAAAUGGAAUGGAAUCGUUGGCCAGUACAUUUUCCUCAGCAAAUACAAUUACAUCAUCAGCGACCAUUACAUGAAAUGCAAUUAGAUGUCGCAUUAGCCAUGAGAGAUCAGAGAAUGCUGCAACAAUCAUUUCAGAUGUCAUCUCAGUAUGCAUUAUGUAGUAGUCCUAUAAAAUAUUCUGCUAUGCAGUCCCAAAAUAGAAGUCAGAUAGAAUUAAACCCAGAAAAGCUAUAUGAUAAUUAUUAUACAAAUGGAAUGGAUAAAAAUGAAAAUGAAUAUGAAAAAGAAUCACAUUGCAAGGGUGACUGGAUGAAACUUUGUGCAAGUUACGAUGAUAUUUUAUUUGUUAACAAUGUUGUCAUUAGUGAUAUUUCUUCAGCACCUAUGACAGAUUGUUCUUAUAAUGAUGUCAAUUCAGUACCUACAAUGCCUGGUGGAUUAUAUGUUCCUUCAGGUCCAUCAAUAGGAUUAAAUCUUAAUUUAGAGACUCGAACCAGACACCAAUCAAAAUCAAAGUCUAUGUUUACUUUUAUAUGUGGACAGGACUUUAGACGGGAUGAAUAUUGCUGGCAUUAUAAAAAUGUUCACAGUGAUAUUCAUGGAGGUUUAAAUGGAUGGAUAGAACAACGAUGUCCUUUAGCAGUUUAUGGAUGUACCUUUGCACAUAGAAGACUUAAUCCAAUGCCAAGAGGAUCUGUAAUAGUGCAUAGUGAACAGUUAGAAAGCUUUGGUGUACAACCUCUACCAUUAAAAUAUUUGUUUCAGUCUCAUCCAGGAGAAAAAAUUCCAUCACAGAGUUAUCAAGUUGGACCUGUAAUAAAAGAAAAGACACAAUCUGAAUUUAGUAACUCAAUCAAUAUUCAACAUUUACCAUUUAGAAUAUUACAACAAAUAGCUAGAUAUUUAGAUAGCUUUAGUCUUUCAAAUCUUGCAUUAACUUCAGUUCUACUAAGAGAUGUAUGCUGUUCAUUAUUAGAAGAUAGAGGAAUUGUUGUAUUUAGGUGGGAAAGACAUAAAAUUGGUGAAAAUUAUACAUGGAAGAUUGCAAAUAAGAGAUGGUUUUUUAGUACUUCAUUUACACCUAUAGAAGAAUGGUGCUUUGAAGACAGCAGUAUAUCAAAUCAUCUCAGGAUAUGCCCAUUGUUUCAAAGGAAUAUUAAAACUAAACCAUAUUUUUGUCUCGGAUUAGACAAAAAGAGUUGUCACUACCAUUAACAAUUUUUUUUUCUAGCAAAUUGUGAUAGAACAUAUUUAGAUUAGAAAAGUAAAACUAAAAGUUUGUAAGUGUAAAUGAUUUUUAUUAUAUUAAAAAUUUUAAACUUUGCUUAUAAAAUUCUGAAGUACAAAUUUUAAAAUUCAGUUUAUCUGAACAUAACCAAAUUUAAAAAUUACUACAAAUGAAGUUGAAAAUAAUCAUUGUAAAAAUAAGCAUUUAUUUUUGAUUCAUAUAAAUGAAUAAUAAUCUAUCAAUUGCUUUACAGCAGGGGUUCCCAACUUGUGUUCUGCAGAAUCAUAGGGUUCCACAAUAAAAUCUGCUGAGUCUAGUGAUGUAUGAAUGAGCCAAUGCAGAUUUGGGAUGUGAGGUGUAAUUGUUCUAGUCGCAGAUCAAGUCUUGUUAUGAUGUCCUAUACAUGUGGUAGAGUUAUUUAUAGCUUUAUAAACAGUGGUGGCCAAUUUAUUGGUAAUGGAACAAACUAUGAUAUAAUGUUUGACAUGAUAAUGAAAACCAUAAAAACAGAACCUAAAGCUAGAAAAUCAUAAAAAAAAUAACCUUAAAAAAAUAUCAAACAUAUAAAUAAUAUUACAAUCAUUAAAUAUGCUUUAAUUCAUCAAUAUUUACAGCACAAGCCUAUUGAGUCUAAUGACAGGAGUGGCCAAUCAGAUGCCUGAUGCUGUACUGUACUGUACAUGCUAUAAUACUAGUGACAAGACACCCAUAUCAGAUGAGCGUCACGUGUUGCCAACAGAUUAAUUAAUGUCCUAUCAUCUGUAGUGUGUUAUAGCACAAUUGUAUAGUGUAUAAGCAGGCAUAUCAAUCAACGAUUAUUAAGUUUUGCAUUCAGAGAUGUCCUGAUACUGCCAAUAUCAAUACUGUAUCAAUACUUUUCUUUGUUACCAAGUACUUUUUAUACUCGAUACUUACUCUGAUAUCCAGUGGUAUGGCAUGAAUUUGAUGAUAGGGAAGUUGUGUUUCCAUAAAUAUUUUAAACAAAUACUGGAAAUGACAAAAAUAAACAGUUUAUUUAUUUUAAUUCUAAAAUAGAUAAUGACACGAAACAAAGAUAUAAAAAUCUGUUUUUAUUAUUUUUUAUAAACUAACUCUAUUCACAAUUUUUUCUGCAAAGUCAUUAAUUACUUUAUCAUAAAAAUUUCUUGUCAUUGAUUCCAUUAAAGUAUUGAAAAGCUCUUUUUCUGUUGAAAGCAGUGCUAGUGACAAUCUUUCCUCUGACUGAGUGUUCCUUGCCACUGUAUCAAUUCGCUUCAUGGUUGAAAAACUGCACUCAACAGACGCACUGGUAGAUGGUACCAUAAAAAUUAAUGAUAUUAAACCAUAUAAUUCUUUUAGUACAUCUUUGUUCAGUUUGUCAUUAAUUAUAAUGUUUUAUGUGUAAGAGUGACUUGCCAGUAUAGUCUGGACAUGAAUAUAAAUAUUGCAAUUCACUACGUAAUUUAGAUAAAUCAAAAAUUUUCCAUAAAAUUUACUUAAUUUAAAGAAUUAAAACUUGCUUCGGAAA